This is a messenger RNA of Prunus avium (sweet cherry), 4151 nucleotides long. The record is from RefSeq and is a predicted model, not a curated record. NCBI's taxonomy places the organism in Eukaryota, Viridiplantae, Streptophyta, Magnoliopsida, Rosales, Rosaceae.
AAGCUGGUGGUGGGGCGAGACUUUACUUCACCAACCAUUCUUUUGAGUCUUUCCCUGUAGCUUUCAAGAUCUAUGCUCUCUGCUUUAAUCAUAUUUCCCAGUUGUUCAUCUGCACUUCAUUUUCCCUUUUGUUUUUCAAAACCUGUUAUUCAGUAAAUUCUAACUCCAAGCCAACAAGCAACAACAAUGGCUGAAGCGUUGGUUUCCGUAGUGCUACAACAGCUGGCUUCCAUCACCCUGGAGCAGAUAGAAGAAGAGGUGAACCUUGUCUUCGGUGUCGACCAAGAAGUCCAAAAUCUCAUCCUCCAUCUCCAGGCAGUUCAAGGUCUGCUCCAGGAUGCAGAGGAGAGGCAAGUGAAGGAGGCCAACGUCAAGAAUUGGCUGUACAAUCUGAAAGACGUGUCGUACCAGAUAAACGACGUGUUGGAUGAGUGGAACACCGCCAUUCUCAAGCAUCACAUGGAGAAGCAAGAAAAAGAAGGUGAGAAUAAUGAUCUUGUCCUUGCUAAGAGGAAUAAGGUACGGUUCUCCAUUCCCUCCUUCCUCGGCAAUAUUCUUAUCUACUUUGGUCAAAUUGGCGAUAGGAUAAUUAUGCGUCAUGACAUUGCUAAGAGGAUAAAAGAAAUCAAUGAAAGGCUAACUUGGAUAGCCAUUUUAAGAAACAAUUAUAACUUUCAAAGCACCGUAAGAGGCACCGAACAAGUUGAACGAUCCAAAACCACUUCCUUUGUCGACGUGUCUACAAUAAUUGGUCGUGAAGAGGAAAAAAAAGAAAUAAUUAGGACGUUGAAAAGUGAGAGUGGUGAUCAAUUGGUGAUCCCGAUUGUAGGGAUGGGAGGGUUGGGCAAGACUGCUUUUGCCCAAUCUGUGUACAGUGACCAAAAUGUAACAACUCAUUUUGAAAAGAGAAUAUGGGUUUGUGUUUCAGACCCUUUUGAAGAGAUUAAGAUUGCCAAAGCCAUCAUUGAAGUUCUGAACGAAGGCAAUCCACCAAUUAACUCAAAUGAGUCUGAGUUUGAAACUUUGUUGAAAAAUAUAUCUAAAAAUAUUGGUGGUAAAAAGUUUCUCCUCGUCUUAGAUGAUGUGUGGAAUCCCACUGAAUCGAACUGGAAACCAUUAAAGCAAGCUUUGAAAAAUGGUGAUAAAAACAGUAGAAUAUUAGUGACCACACGGAAAAACAAUGUUGCUAAUAUGAUGGGAGAAACCAAUGAUCACAUGAUCAAUUUGAAUAAGUUGAGCGACCAAGAUUGUUUGGAAUUAUUCCGUAGAAUUGCAUUCUUUGACAAAGAAAAAGAUGAGUCUAAGUUGUUUGAUGAAGAUAUUAAGAACAAGAUUGCGAAAAAGGUUGAUGGCUUGCCUCUAGCUGCAAAGACUUUAGCUAGUCUCAUGCGAUAUAAGAAGACAAAAAACGAAUGGGUAGCUGUUUUGGAGAGUAAGAUGUGGGAAUUAGAAGAGGUUGAACAACAGGUUUUUCAAUCACUAUUACUUAGCUAUUAUGAUUUGACUCCAGAUGUCAGACGGUGUCUUUUAUUUUGUGCUGUUUUCCCAAAAGAUUAUGAGUUUGAUAGAAAUGAGUUGAUUGAGUGUUGGAUGUCACAAGAAUAUCUUAGUAUGAAAGGAAAUAGAGAAAAAGAAAGAAUGAUAGGCCAACAGUACUUUGAUAACUUAGUGAUGCGUUCUUUUUUCCAAGAUUUUGUUAAAGACAGAGUGGAUGAUGAUAUUAUAGGCUGCAAAAUGCAUGAUAUUGUGCAUGACUUUGUACAGUUUCUCACCAAAAAUGAAUGUUUUAUUAUGGAGGUGGCGGAAAGUUGCAAAGAGAAAAAUAUAUUAGUCGAUAAUAAGGUUCGUCAUUUGAACAUAAUGUCGACAUGCGAUGAUUCAUUUCCUGUUUCAAUCUACAAUUGCAAAGGAUUACGGACUCUAGUAAUUUCUAGUUGGGAACUUCCUCCGAUACCCUCGGACUCAUUUUCAAAAUUGAAAAGCCUUAGAACGUUAAAGUUAGGUAAAAACUCAAUCAAAGAAGUUCCCGAAAGUAUUGGUGGACUAAUACAUUUGCGGUAUCUCGAUUUAAGUAGGAAUAAGGAAUUGUACAAAUUACCCGAUUUUGUGGGUAACUUAUUCAAUCUGGAAACAUUGCGUCUCAAAUGGUGCAGGGGACUCAGAGAACUACCGGUGAGCAUAAGAAAGUUGGUUAACUUAAAGCAUCUUUAUAUUUUGGGGUGCUAUGAUCUAAAAGUACCAAAAGAGAUUGGAAGAUUAAGAAAUUUGCAAAUCUUAGAUUGCUUUUAUCUUAAAGACGGUGACGAGGAUGAUGAAGGAAUUUUCAAGUUAGGGGAUUUGGGAAACUUGGAGCAGCUUCAAGGGAGCCUUUAUAUACACAAUUUGAAGUCAGCGAAAGAUGGGAGUGAGGCUAAAAAUGCAGAAUUGGUGAACAAGAAGAACCUCCUUGAUUUGGCUCUACAUUUUGGGCAUUCAGCUGAGGCGAAUUUAAAGAAUGAAGAAAUACUGAAUGGCUUUCAAGUGCAUACAAAUCUGGAGUCGUUGGCUAUCCGUAAUUACAACAGUACCAACCUGUGUCCCAGUUGGAUGAUGAGCUGUCAUAAUCUGAGAAGGCUUGAAUUCUAUGAGGUUCCAUUUUGUGGGGUUUUGGCUCCUCUGGGGAAACUCCCGUCCCUUGAAUAUUUAGAGAUAAAUGGGAUGGUGAGUGUGAAAAAGGUGGGAGUUGAAUUUUUGGGAAUAACAGGCGAAACACCUCAAACAUUAAUAAAGUCGUUUCCGAAAUUGAAAACACUCAAAUUUGAAACUAUCGAGCAGUGGGAAGAAUGGGAAGGAGUAGAAGAAGAGGAUUCUAAAAUUACAAUAAUGCCAUCUCUUUUAUACUUAGAAAUCAGGUUCUGCGAUAAGCUGAAAGCACUGCCGAACUUCCUAUGGAAGACCCCACUGCGGGAAUUGAGCUUCUCAUAUUGUUCGAUUCUUGCACAUGGGUUCGAGACGAGAUGUGGAAUGGAGUGGGCCAAGGCUUCUCAAGUCCAAAACAUCAAAAUUAAUGGCAAGUUUGUGAAAAAAGAUUGAUGAUGGGGUCUGCCUAUCUGAUGAUUCUUUCUGAUCCACCUCUUGGGCUAAAAUGGUAUAAACACAUUCCUUAAUGAGUUUUGAUCAUUCUUUGAUCCUUUGGAAUAAGGAGAAUCAACACAGCAGGUCUUUACCAAGUCGUUUCUCCAGAUGCACCUAUCUAGUAUGUUUCUGUUCGCAGGUUCUCUACUUAGGACAAUAACCUGGUGCAAAUCAUGGAUGCAUGGAUUCUCCUCAGUCCUCACAAGGGUCACCUUUACUUUCUGUGUCUGUGGAUCUUUCUGGUCCGUCAAACUUGACACAUCUGAGCUUUAGAAGAAACGAUGCAGUUCUUCGCGUGGAGUUAGUAGCUUCGGUUGCUGUAAUUAACUUGAUCAAGAUGGAAUUGGACAGAGUCAGAGUGUCAUGAGACCCAUAGAAGACUUGUUCAUCUCCAAGUGUCUAAAACGACUACCAUGUUUGUGGAGACUCUAUUAAGUGGAAAUUACUUCAGUUUCUUAAUGCACAUGCAAAACAUUUCUGCAAGAGCAGCAGAUUUGCGAAUUGUGCUAAGAUCGUUGCAUCUCAAUUAAGAGGCACAGUGGAUAGGAUUUUGAUUGAAUCAACAGAUGCUGUGAUAAAGAACACUAUCACCACAACCUGCAGUAGCUAUUAGAGCCCUCAACGUGGUCCACCCUUGCCAUGAGCUAUAUGCUUUGAAGGUUGGAAUCCCCUUUGCUUUGGAUGCUUCUUGUGUGCCUCUUGUGGUGAAAUUUGACUCUUUGACAGCAGUUCAAAUGAUUAACACUGAUGAGGAGUGCUUGCAUCAAAAGGGGUUUUGGUGGAUGAGAUUCAUCGCCUAAUUGAGUUAUGAUGAGACCCCAAAACUACUGUUCAAUAUGUUCCUAGUAAAGCUAAUGGAGCUGCUCACCGGAUUGCUCAGUUUUGUCUUCGUGAAUCAGCCUAUCAUUUUGGAUGGAUGAGUGCCAUCCUUGACUACUCAUGGAUUGCAUUCAAGAUGAUUGUCCUUCUCUGCAUUCCUUUCCUUGAUUCUAUUGUAAUUUCUUGGCAUGUGUGGUACUCUUUCCUAUCCCGAAGUU